UGGGGAAUUCCCCUUCUCCAUGCCUAAAAGUAAACUCAGCUGGGCCGGGCUCCUGCAGUUGGGGAUCGCAGCCGGAGAGCGCCUGCACCAAAGGGCUCGUGGCCCCCCCGAGCCCCUCCGCGCCCGGCCGGGGAUGCCCGGCCGGGAGGUCGGCGGUUAAAUGGCAGACAUGGAAGGGAGAGGCCCCUACCGCAUCUACGACCCCGGCGGGGGCACGGAGGAGAAUGGAUCCGCGGCUUUCGAGCGGCUGAUGGAGGAGAACGCGCGGCUGAAGGAGAAGAUGCAGGGGAUAAAGUCUAUCGGAGAGCUGCUGGAGGAGUCCCAGGUGGAGGCGUCCAAGCUGCGGCAGAAGGCAGAGGACCUCGUGAAGGACAACAAAAUGCUGAUGGGCUCGUCUGCCUUGGAGGAGCUGGUGGAAGCUGCAGGUAGGAGCCGCAGGCCCCAAGCCCAGCUCCACCCUGGCCGCCCCAGGCAGCGCCCAGCCAGAGGCAGAAGCGCGGAAAUCUCCGAGUGGCUCCUCCUCGGAGUUUGAGAUCGUGGCCGUGGAAGCGCAGGGCUUCCCCCAGGACAGCGGGAGAGCGGACUUGGAGCCACUGCCCACCGAGGAUGCCAACCUGCUGCCGCAGCUGCAGCAGCUGGAGAGCACGCUGAGCGGCUGCGCCCAGGAGGCCAGCAAGGAUCAGGUCUUCGUGCGCAUGGGCUACAUGGCCUCCGAGCUCAAGCGCCUGGCCUCCAAGGUGCACAAGAACGAGCAGAGAACGUCGUUCCUGCAGACGCUGUGUGAGACGCUGCACACUGAGAACAAGGAGCUGCGAACCAAGCUGGAGAGGGACCUGGAGCAGAGGAACCAGGCCCUGGAGAAGCUCAGGUGUGAGAACCAGGAGCUGCGGAGGAUGGUGACGCUGAGCAACCAGGAAAGUGCAAAGAGGGAAGCUGCCGAGCAGCAGCAGCAGAGCGGGGCAGGAGCGGAGAAGGCGCUGGGCAGAGGAGACCUGGAGGCCAAGGAGAAGAAGGUGAAGAUCCUGGAGCACCAGCGCAGGGAGCUGCUGGAGGUGAACAAGCAGUGGGACCAGCACUUCCGAGCCAUGAAGCAGAAGUACGAGCAGAAGAUGACAGACGUGCACCAGGAGCUGGCCGAGGCCCGGCGGGCGCUGACCGAGAUGGAGGUGGAGAGGGAGCAGAAGCAGCGGGACUUCGAUCGCAAGCUGCUCCUGGCCAAAUCCCGCAUCGAAACGGAGGAGGCGGAGAAGGACAGGCUGGCCAUGGAGGUGCGGGACCUGCAGCAGAGGAUGCGGUUCCUGCAGGAGCAGCUGGCGCCGGUCACCAGGCAGAGGGAGUACCAGGAGAAGGAGAUCCAGCGGCUGAACAAGGCACUAGAGGAGGCCCUGAACGUCCAAGCCUCCCCGCCGCCCAUCUUUGCCGGCACCCUGGAGCCAGCCGGGAAGGUGCCGCAGCAGGAGCUGCUGACCCAGAACGAGCUGCUCAAGCAGCAGGUGAAGAUUUUCGAGGAGGAUUUCCAGCGGGAGCGGAGCGACAGGGAGAGGAUGAACGAGGAGAAGGAGGAGCUGAAGCAGCAGCUGGAGAAGCUGCAGAAGCAGCUGGUGGUCUCCAACAACCAGCUGCGGGCCUCCAAGGAUGACUGCCAGAGGGAGAAGGAGGAGAAGGAGAAGCUGAAGAAGAUGCUGAAGCAGCACAAACAGGCUUCUGGAGAGCGGCUGCACCCCGAGCCGCUGCCGGGGCCGCUGGGCCCUGCCUGCCCCAUGUACCAGUACCAGUACAGCCCCCCCGUGCCUCACCCCGUCUACCACGGCUUCGACGAGUGGCAGCAGAUCCGAUACCCGCCGGCAAUGCCGGGCGAGCACGCGCCGGGACAGAACUUCCACCAUUUCCCCCCGCCAGAAUACCCCUGGCGCCCGCCCUGCGCCAUGUCCCGGAGCCAGAACGCCCCGGCCAUGCCUGGGGUGAAACCGGUCCCCAAGGAUUUGGGCAGGCCCCGGAUUGCCGUAACGCCCAGGAGCGCCGUUGCCGUGCCGUGCCACAGGCUAGCAGCAGAAGGAAGUAGGAUGUGUGUGUGUGCCCGUGUACAUAGAUCUAGGACCUUCCUCCGGCCGUUCGCCCUGUGCAGAGCCACGCGCUGGAUGCGCGCCCGGGGCCGGAGAGCCCCGCCAGGAGAGCGCGGCGCUGCCGGAGGGCCCGCGGGUGGCACGGCUGUCCCCGUACGGCCGUGUGCCCGGCUGGGCGAGCGGGGCCACGUCUUCGGGAAGAGGAGCUGGCGCUGCCCAGGAGCUUCGCCUCCUCCCCAUGAGGAGCAUCUCCGCUGGCAGGUCCUCUCCCGGCGCUGGGAGAGCCCGCACCCGCAGGCGAACAGCCGGGCCGAGGGUGGUUGGUGUCGUCGUAUUUAUUUAAGGACCGAAGCUAAGCUGAAUCUCUUUGUUUUCUUCCUGAAAGAGUGCUUUCUCCGGAAGAGCCUCGGUGUGAAUGCUCGAGGUGGGAGUUGUCUAGACUGUUUUUCCAGAUUUGUUCCGAUGUAGCCACGUGUCCAGAGCAAAACAGGAACCAAAUCGCCGCACAAGCAACCCAGUAUUUAUUUGAGUGCCUGCUCUGCCUGCUCAGCCCCGUAUCCCCUGUGUCCCCCAGCUCCCUGCGGCUCUGCGGCCGGGGCCAGCUGCUCUAACUCGAGCUCACUCCAGGAAAACAAGGCUGGAGGGGGGAAAAAAUAAAACCGAGCCUGCAAGCGUCA
Messenger RNA from Oxyura jamaicensis (ruddy duck), 2740 nucleotides. RefSeq names its product TNFAIP3 interacting protein 1 (gene TNIP1). Gene Ontology annotation, biological process: cellular response to lipopolysaccharide; regulation of transcription by RNA polymerase II; negative regulation of canonical NF-kappaB signal transduction. The record is from RefSeq and is a predicted model, not a curated record. The coding region runs from base 696 to 2531 and encodes 611 amino acids. The transcript is spliced from 18 exons. Lineage: Eukaryota; Metazoa; Chordata; Aves; Anseriformes; Anatidae.